Solea senegalensis (Senegalese sole) is the source of this 752-nucleotide messenger RNA. Its product is annotated as peroxisomal multifunctional enzyme type 2-like. NCBI's taxonomy places the organism in Eukaryota, Metazoa, Chordata, Actinopteri, Pleuronectiformes, Soleidae. The record is from RefSeq and is a predicted model, not a curated record. The coding region runs from base 15 to 266 and encodes 83 amino acids. Gene Ontology annotation, cellular component: cytosol. The transcript is spliced from 2 exons.
GAUAAAUUUCAUAAAUGUCACUCUCUCCCUCUCACUGUCUUUCUGUAGCCAUUGAUCUGAAGAACGGCAGUGGCUCGCUGCAUAAAGGUCCUGGCGGUGGGAAAGCAGAUGUGACCUUGACGGUGUCUGAUGAAGACUUCAUGGACGUGGUGCAGGGGAAACUCAACCCUCAGAAGGCAUUCUUCUCUGGCAAACUGAAGGUUAAAGGGAACAUCAUGCUGAGUCAGAAACUGGAUGUCAUCCUGAAGGACUACGCCAAGCUGUGAGCUCCUCGGCAGACAGCCACAUGACUUUGAACCGAACGAGCCUAGCAGCCUCCGUCUGUCCACUCACACGAGGCGUUUCUGAAGAGAAACACACACUAAUUAAACAGAGUUGGAGCUCUGAAAUAAUAAUCAUGAAGCAAUGUGUCAAAUAAUAAUAAACUGUAUCACAUGGUUGUUUGUUUUUUUUAAAUCACAAGAAUGAAGAACACAUUGUCAUUCCAUUGGACCUGAAUCCCUCGUGCCUUUAAAUUAAUAUAUAUCUGUCUGUUUUCAUAAUUCACUGUAAUCAGUCAAACCACGAGGUUCUGGUGUGUCGGUACUAAACAUCACUUACGUAUAUUAAGUAAAUGUAGUGGGUGAAGUGAUAAUAAAACUAAACCUGUUGAUAAAAUCCUGUUCAUAUAAACUGUAACGAAAGUCAUGAAAAUGAAUGAAUUGCUAUUUUGAUGUUUGCUCUUCUAUGAAAAUAAACAAAUUCAGAACCAA